GGCGACGCGACCUGCAAUUGAUGCAUCGAGAGGCUGGGAUUUGCGGCUGUGCAAUCGCAUCGCUGCAGUAAACACAACCAUGAUGCGACGAAUAGUCACAGCGCUCGCACUCGCAAGCGCUGCCGCGCUCUCGACGACGACGGCACCGCGGCCCACGGUAGCUACAAAUGCAGCGCCCGGAGACCACGACGUCUUGCUACGAGCGGCGCGCGGCGAGAAGACCGAAAGAACCCCAGUAUGGCUCAUGCGCCAGGCGGGGAGGUACAUGGCCGACUUCCGGAAGUACAGCGAUAAAAUUCCGUUCCGACAGCGGAGCGAAAAUCCCGAGAUCGCGACCGAAUUAUCCUUGCAGUGCUGGCGCGCGUUCGGGGUCGACGGCGUCAUCAUGUUCUCGGACAUUCUGACGAUUCUACCAGCUCUCGGCAUCGAGUUCGACGUCGUCAAGGGCAAGGGCCCGCAGAUCGAGGACACCCCGAGAAGCGCCGAGCGCGUGGCCCGGUUCGAGGCCGACGCGAAGAAGUUCGAUCCCACAUCCCAAUUGCCCUUCGUCGCCCAAACUUUGAAGAACUUGCGGAAGGAGACGGAGGGCAAGACGACGCUAGUAGGUUUCGUGGGAGCGCCGUGGACACUCUGCGCCUACGCGUGCGAAGGCGGCUCGACGCGCCACUGCCUCAACAUCAAGGAGAUGAUGCGCGACGACGCGGCGACGGCGCAUCGCUAUUUAGAUGCGAUGGCGGACAGUGUCGCGGAGUACGCGUGCUAUCAGAUCGAAAAUGGCGCGCAGAUGGUCCAGGUCUUCGAGAGCUGGGCGCACCAGCUGACGCCGGCCUACUUCGAGGCGUUCGCCAAGCCGUAUGCUUUGCGGGUCGCGGCGUUGGUGCGAGAGCGCCAUCCGGAGGCGCCCGUGCUCUUUUUUGCGAACGGCGGUUCGAGCUACCUAGCUUCCCAGAAGGACAUGGUCUCCGACUCGCACUACCACUGUCUCUCGCUGGACUGGGCCGUGGAUAUCGGUGAGGCUCGGAAGCAGCUCGGUGAUGACGUGCCAGUUCAGGGGAAUAUUGAUCCCUCAUUACUACUGGGCUCGACGGAGGAAGUCGAGAAGGCCGUCAAAGCAUGCAUCGAGGGCGCCGGCGGGCCGGGCGCGCACGUCCUGAACCUCGGGCAUGGGGUCUUGCAGCCGACGCCGGAGGGGAACGUCCAGGCGUUCGUCGACGCCGCGCGGAAGUGGGGGACGAAGUAGUGGGUUUCGCGAGGGUAAGGCCGUGGCUCUCGUA
Molecule: messenger RNA, 1274 nt
Organism: Pelagomonas calceolata
Lineage: Eukaryota; Pelagophyceae; Pelagomonadales; Pelagomonadaceae
Source: the annotation of a GenBank genome assembly